Molecule: messenger RNA, 1422 nt
Organism: Salarias fasciatus (jewelled blenny)
Lineage: Eukaryota; Metazoa; Chordata; Actinopteri; Blenniiformes; Blenniidae
Gene: mest
Product: mesoderm specific transcript
Exons: 12
Coding region: 121-1101 (326 amino acids)
Biological process (GO): acylglycerol catabolic process
Cellular component (GO): membrane
Molecular function (GO): monoacylglycerol lipase activity
Source: RefSeq, a predicted model, not a curated record
GUUUGUUUGGACCUUUAUUCCUCCUGAACAGGAAUGGGUGUGAAGCACAGGGCGAAGGUCUCCGACUGACCAGCCGCGACGUGUCUAGGCAGGAAUGAGCCCCCGCCAGCUGAGCCCAUCAUGAGAGAGUGGUGGAUCCACGUGGGUCUGAUCUGCAUCCCGCUGCUGGCCGUCUACCUGCACAUCCCGCCCCCGCAGCUGUCCCAGGCCCUGCAGAAGUGGCACAGUGCCGGGGAGGAGUUCCUCUUCAGGGGCCGCAGGAUCUUCUACAGAGAGUCUUACGGCGCUCUGGGGAGCUCGGAUGUGGUCAUCCUGCUGCAUGGCUUCCCCACAUCCAGCCACGACUGGAACAAGAUCUGGGAGCCUCUCACGCAGCGCUUCCAUCGAGUCAUCGCGCUGGACUUCCUGGGUUUUGGCUUCAGUGACAAGCCGCGGCCCCACAAGUACUCCGUCUUCGAGCAGGCCAACGUGGUGGAGGCCUUGGCGGCCCACCUGGGCCUCAGCAACCAGCGGGUGAACGUGGUGUCCCACGAUUAUGGAGACACUGUGGCCCUGGAGCUGCUGUACAGGAGUGAUCACAAUCAAACAGGUCACCUGAUCUUCAACAGCCUCUGUCUUUCCAAUGGAGGAUUAUUCCCAGAAACGCACUACCCACGGCUGGUGCAGACGCUGCUGAAGGACUCCAGUUUUCUGGCCCCGCUUCUCACGCGUCUCAUCAACUACGUCAUCUUUCAGAAAGGGGUUGGAGAUGUGUUCGGUCCGUAUACGCAGCCGACAGACGCCGAGUUCUGGGACAUGUGGACCGCCCUGCGCUACAACGACGGGAACCUCGUCCUGGACAGUAUUCUGCAGUACCUCAGCCAGAGGGUGAAACACCGGGACCGAUGGGUGGGGGCGCUCACCUCCACCUCCGUCCCACUGCACAUGAUCUACGGACCUCUGGACCCAGUCAACCCUCAUCCCGAGUUCAUCCGUCGUUACCAGCAGCUGGUGCGGAGGUCCACCAUCACCGUCCUGGACGAACACAUCAGUCACUACCCUCAGCUGGAGGACCCCACCGGCUUCCUGAAUGCAUAUUUUAAUUUCAUUCACUCUUUCUGAGGUGCUCAAGUUUCAGGAGCGAUCAUGUCGCCUCGUACCAAAGUGAGAGUCCCAGCCUCGGAGUCCGUUCAUUUACCAGCAACAAUCCUUGAAAAGUCAAAUGUGAGCCAGAAACACGUUCAAUUUUUUUUUUUAAUCUAAGACCCUCUCCUGUUGAUGAAUGGAACUUUAAAAUUUACUUUACUUGAAGCUGUGUGGUUCAUUGGACAGUCUAGAUUCCCGUCCAUUUUCACUUCUGAAUGACUUUUGAUAUAAUUUUCUACAUCUUGAUGUCGUUGACUAAAUCUAAUGUCAGCUUUUCUUCAAAUAAAAUUAGUUUUA